CCAUAAAAAAGUACUCCACAAUUUAUAAAGAAGUUGUUGUUUUUUUUUCUCUGGGCUGAGUGAAGAAUAAGUUCUGGGCUGCUAAGCAGGUUUGUGAAAUGGGUUUGUCAGAGAAGUGAGUUUGUCAUCAUCUGUGCAUGGUGUUUACGCAGGAGAACCUUGACCGGAACGCGAAUCCGGAGACAACCCCGUUUGGGAGCAGAUGGCGAUCGGAUCGCAUGCUUUUACUUUGAAAGGCACAUUCUUUUCUCCACCUCCCCAAUUUCGUCCGCCUUUACGCACCUCCAUCCCCACAAGAAGUACUUUGUCUUAUCGGAAAGGGGGGUUGCUCUCCGUUAGAGAGGAGGAGGACUGGCCCGGUUCCUCUGCGCCGCACACUUUUCUUCAUUUUUAGGCUUCAGCCGGGGCCUCAAGGAAAGAGGGGGUUGGGUGGGGUGGCUUUUGAGUGCUCAAGGUCGAGGAGGGGCGGGGGAGCAGCACGGACAGAAGGGGAUGCAACAGAACCCCGGGGUUGAAGGGGGGGCCCCCCCGUCUGAUUCCUCACAAUAACCGUGGCUGGGAUGGUAGUGGUGAUGCACACCCAGCAGAGCGCCGGAUGCCCACAGAACCUCCCCACACACUGCGCCACAGCCCCCGCGACCGAGCGUGAGCCGCCACCGCACGGACACACGCUUCUGCUUCUCCUGUAAAAUCAGAGCCCCGUCUCAUUCAAAGCCGGACUUCCAGACCGAUGCAUGGACCAAACCGCCGGGGAACCGAGCAGCUCACGCUCCUUGUCGGGGAUGCUGCAGCUCUGAUCCGGCGAUUUUGAAAGGUUUCUGACGCGCCGCUCCUGCUGCUGCUGCUUUGACACAAGACGGAGGGGGAAGAUGUUGGUGCGAUGCUGCCGGGUUAAGCUGUCGGUGUGGGCCGCUCUGUGCGUGCUGGUGCUCGGCUGGUUCUACGUUUUCCCUGCGUACAGACUUCCCAGCGACAAAGAGAUUGUGGAGGAGGUGCUGGGACUGGGGGAAGCGUGGAGGAAGAACCAGACGGGGAUCGAUUUGUACAGGAAUCUGCUGACAGAAUGUUGCAAUCCGAGGUGGAUGUUUGCCGUGACGAAGGAGAACGCUCCCAUUGGAAAGGUCCUGUGGUACGAUGGAGAGUAUUACUACUCGCACACUGUCAACAACGAGACGUAUUCAGUCUUUGUGCAGACCACCCCUCUGAAGCCGCUGAAGAAGUGCGCUGUGGUGGGCAACGGCGGUAUCCUCAGGCACAGCAAGUGUGGACGGGACAUUGACCAGGCUGACUUCGUCAUGCGGUGCAACCUUCCACCGCUUACGAAGGAAUAUUUGGAGGACGUGGGAAACAAAACCCACCUGGUCACCGCCAACCCGAGCAUCAUCGAGAAAAGAUUCCAAGGCCUUCUCUGGUCUAGGAAAGCUUUCGUGGACUAUCUGAAGGCUUACGGCUCCAGCUUCAUCUACAUGCCAGCGUUCUCCAUGAGGCCCGGCACCGACCCGUCGCUCCGAGCGUACUACGCCGUCACGGACUCCCCCUCCAACCUCACCAUGCUCUUCGCCAACCCCGACUUCCUGCGCAACGUGGGCAAGUUCUGGAAAGCGCGCGGCGUCCACGCCAAGCGCCUCUCCACGGGCCUCUUCCUGGUCAGCCUGGCCCUGGGGAUGUGCGACGAGGUGACAGUUUACGGCUUUUGGCCCUUCUCCAUUGGACUGGAUGGGCAGCCCAUCAGCCACCAUUACUACGACAACAUCCUGCCCGGCAAGUGGUUCCACGCCAUGCCAGAGGAGUUCGUCCAGCUGUGGCACCUCCACAAAAGCGGCACUCUGCGAGUGAAGGUGGGAAGCUGUCGACCUCAGGGUGAAGGGAAUUAGAGCGCCUACGGACUCGCUGACGUCGGUGGGGUUAUUACGGUGAGCAGGAGAAGAGGGUCGGAUUGCAAAAGAUCAAGACGCUUGUGAGAGUAAAGGUUAUAGGGCCACAUAUUUCCUCUGGGAAGUACCCACACUGCACCCAUGAGUAUUUAUUUACCUGCUUUUAUUCCUGUUCAUCAUAAAAAUGUCUAUUGCCUGACACACACACACACACAGAGUUUCCAUACAGUCCCAAAACUUGCCGUGCAUCUGCCCUCAUCUGUGGAACGGUGUGUUCCACGGGAAGCCUCAGCUGCGAAACAGGAAAGGGGAAGGGAUGGAUUUUCCUCUUGUCUGACACAUGUGGCAGCUGGACCAACCCCCAUCUGAGUUUCUGAUGUAAGGAGACAGAGGGAGCAAAGGGGCCAAAGAGGAAUGAUAAAAUGCACUGAAAAGGCUGCUGAGACACAACAAACAAUGGAGAGAUAAUGGUGUCCUGGUGGCUUGAAAAGAAGUGGAAUUUAAUUGAGCAAGGGGUAAAAAAGAAAAAGGUGUUUUGUUUUUUUCAAGGUGUGAUGUCAGUUUUUUUCUCAAACUGGAGAGUUUGAGAAAUGGAGCUGUUAUACAAUGUACUAACUCUUACGAAUUAAAUCCCCUAGAAUGUUAAGCCAUGUUGCAUUUUAAACCUUCAAUCUAAAAGGGAAAACCUGCUGUUGUUUAUCUUGCUUUUGUUUGCCAAAUGUGAUGGUUUUUUAUUAUUAGUAUUAUUAUUGCUUUUGUUUAGGUUUUAAUGUGAAUUGUGUUUGUGGUUCAUCAAGGGAAGGAGAGGGAAGAUAUUUUCCUGCCGAAACACAUAGGUACCUCAGCUGUCGCUUCACUUUUAACGGUGAUUACCUUUUGUUUUUCGGUGCAACUCAGCAAAAGCAGGCUCCCUAAAUUAAAUCCAAUCCACUUCUGCGGAGAGCCGUGCUGGAAGUCGGCCCCCUGGUAGCAGGACUGUACUUGUCAAGUGCCAAACCAGGGGAACAGUGGACUCUUUCAUGCUCUCCCGCCCAAUCCACGUGCUGCUUGUGCUCUGAAACGAGGAGACGCUGAUAUAAAGAGGACACCGACACAUGAAGAGGAACUCGAUGGCACAAAGCGGGGCUUUCAGUCAGUGUUGCUUUUUGCCCCCCGUUAGAUGUAGGAAACCUCGUUGAGUAAAUAGUGAACCCGUUGCACUCGGUUAUCGAUCAUUUUUGCCUCAGAGAACAGGCGCAGCUGAGCCUCUGUCCUGAACUCUUCUUAUAAUAUCGUGGUUUCAUUUUUGCCUUCGAAAUCAAAUCAAACUGACAUUUUUUUUUUUUUUUUUUUGUAUACAUGCAAAACCUGCAUUAUUUAUUUAUUUGACGGUGUCUUAUUUUUUGUUGUUUUGUUUUGAGGGGUUUUUUCCUUAAAAAUGUACUCUCGUAUAUGCUGUCGUGCCAUACGGGUGAUGGUGCAACAAUUGAGAACUCUGCAUGGGGGGGUAUGCAGGAUGUGAACCGCAGUCCUCGCUGCUGGAGGUACCAAACGCCUUUGGAAGUUUAGUGCUGUACGUUCUUUUCUGAAUAAGGUCCAGUGCCUUUUAGAUGAAUUAGAGGAGGAUUCCCCGUGAACUUCUCACUGGUGUGACUGACGCGAUCCGGUUGGCGAUGCUUAAUUUUUCGGUUUUCAGUGCCGUCGAGAAAAACGUGUUGGCGUUUUUAUGAAUCGGUGAUCAUAAGCCUUUUGUGGCUUUUUGAAGAGGAAUCAGUGAGUUUAGCAAACAUGCCGCUCUCGACAUUGAGGGGCGUUAGUCAUCAUAUUUGAAACGUUUUCUUUUUCCACGCUCAUUUGCGUCCAACUGCUGAAAGUUGCCAAAAAAGUGAUAUUACCAAUCCUGAAGUUUGAGACAUUAGAAAAUGGCCAUCCAGAAAGAAAGCUAAAUUCUAAAACUCAAACGCAAAUUUAUAGGAAACAUGUUAUUGGUCACGUUUUCCAGGGACAAAAAGAAAGUCAGGAGAAAUGUCUAAGAAUUAGCUUGGAGACCCAACUGACUGGCACCCUACCUCAGGACGUAAAAGCACUCUCUGCAAUCAUUCAGGUAGAUUCAAAUUCCUCCCCGCUUCUGACUAGCAUUUUUCGCAACAGAGACAUUUUUUCUAUAAGCAAAACUCUGCUGCGAUUGUGUAAAACAUAAUCGCUGCAAUACUAAUAAAUAACAUCAUUUCUUUCUUUUUCUUUGUCAUUAUUUUUAAGCUUUUAAAAUUGGACGCCAAAAAUUUUAGUUACCCUGAAAAGAUUACUCUGCAGAGUACCAUCAGAGUGCAGGCUUGGUUUGUGUUUUUGUUUUGUUUUUUGUUGUUGUCGUUUUUUUGUUUAAGUGAAUGUUACUCUGACUAAUUGCACUGAUAGAUUUACGUUCUGGUUUCUGUACUGCCUUGCUCGUUCGCCUGAAAUGCCAAGUUAGCAUGACCAACGAUCCUCAGACUCGCAACAAAUGAGAAGUAAAAUGGAUAUCUUUUUUUUUUUAAUCAAAAACUAUUCCUUGAAGAAGAAUAGUGCGUAGCUAAUGCCGAGCAUGUGUGUUUGACUUUCUUUUGUUUGAGGUUACAAACCUCAUUUGCUAUGUAAAUGUAAAUUUAAUGUGAAUUAUUCCACAACAAACAAACAAAAAAAAUUCUAAAUAGUUUUUACUGCGGUCCAUUCAACUUCAACGAUUGUUUUUUUUUUUUUAUCUGCAUCUUUAUUUGUCGUCUUUUGCCCAGUAUUGUGAACGAAUGAUCUGUCAAAGUUUAACUGUAACUAAGCAUGAUGACUUUCUAAUAUAUAGGCGCUUUUGGGCCAUUGAUUUUUAUCCCUUUUUUUUUUUUUUGUACACCAAGUUGUUGGUAAAAGUCGACCAGAACAAGCGGAAACUCCUGCCUGCCAGCUUCAUCUUUUUGUGCAAACGUGAAGUGAAAAAAAAUGUGAUGUAAACUUUGGUCUUGUGGAAAAAGGACGAAUUAGUUUUAGAUCUGGCAUAAUUAGUCAAGCUCCAGUUGAAAUAAAUCGCAGGUUUGCUUCUCUCGCUGUACUGUGAGCUUUGCAAUUCACAUAGCAAGAGUAGAUUUUUAGAAUUAUUUAAAACGAUGAUCAAAUUAGAGAUGCUGACUAUUUUUUUAAUCUAAUUUUGAUGUUCUAAAAAACCCAUUUGAACAACAUAUGUCUGCUAUUUUAAGAAACGGCAGCGCAUUGUUGUCAUUGCCAUAAUGUGGAAUUUAGUCGCUGCGUGCCUAGUUGUGAAGAAAUGCUUCAAAACGGUUCAUUUUAGCAAAUAUUUGAAGCUUUAGAUGAUUUAUUUCUUAGUUGCUGUGCUGGUUGACUGUUAAAUAAUAAAACGGCUGUUGCAAACAACCAUCUCAUAUUAGCAUGCGGUUCUUUUUAGGACUAAUGCAAUUUUACAGAGAGGUUUUUUGAACAUUGUCAUACAUAGCUAGUUGGAUUAAGGUUAGUAUAUUUUUAAAACACGUUUCCUGCUUUAACCGCGUUCUAGUGCAUCACCAGCAGGUGGAGUUUUCUGACGGGCAAAGUCGCCUGUUUUUACUGUAAAGUUUGUAAUAUAAUCUUACUGCUUAUUUUGUUCUGCGGCCUAAAGGCUUUCCUUAAGGGUGUGUGUAUUCGGUCUUGAGUUUUACAUUGUUUGAAACACAUCGAGGUGUUUCAGCUGAGUCUAAUAAUACUGAAUGAAGUGGAUGAUGACCGGGAAGUGUUGGGCAGGGAUUCUAAAUUGUAAUGUAACUUUAUUGGUCUCACAGGAAUAUUUAAUCUUACUGUUACUGAUUGACGCUGAUCAAAGACGCCGAAUUCUGCUUGAAAUCUAGACAUUGUAUCUGGCUGAUGUGAAUGUCCCCACAAGUGACGUUUUUUUUGUUUUUCGUUUGUUUUACGUAAGCAUAUUUUUUUUUACAAGUCAUCUAACGUACGAUGCAACUUGCUUACUUACAAUAGAGGACAUUUUGGUGACACCAGCCUGUUGCCUGCUGCAGAUCCUCCCUGUCACCACACAGAGAAAUACAUAUACAUGACACUAAAUACACAUACCACCAAAAAACACCAUUAGUUUGACGCAGUGGCUUUAAACGAAAACUCUUGUACGCAGGCCUUUCACAAAGCCAGCACAGCUGCACAAAUUUAACAAGUGAUGAAGGAAACUUUAAUUUAAUCUGAAACGGUCAAAGUCCUAGGCCCCAAUCCAAGAGAUUUGUAAAAUUAGGUCAAGAAAAAGAUCAUUUUGUAUGAGAUGAUUAGACAAUAGUCCAACAUUGGUUUAGUCUGGGUUUUUUUUUUAGCUAACGUCACAGUACAGGUUUCAUUUUUAGGGUUGCAAACUACAUACAUCAACUUAUAUUAAUGCCGUUAUGUUGAGGCUGAUUGAGACACCACAAGCCAAACAUCGAUGACGCUAUAGCAGCAUAGCUCUUUUUUAUUAUUAUUUUUAUUUUGCACUUUUCAGUUUUGUCAGUUUCUUAACAACCUGCAUUUAGCAUACGAGGUGCAGACUGGCAAAGUGUUCACCAUGUGGCUUAAUAGUGGCUUACUCUUUCAAUAAAUUGUAAAAUCAGGUUUAUUGUAAGUUAGCAUACAUAACCUUACAGUUUUAGGUAUGAUGCUAUGAUAAAUUGUGUUGAAACAAACUUUUCUGAUCGAGUCAAAUGCAGCUAAGCCCAAGUGCGAUGAGUCAGGUUUUUUUUUUUUUUUUUUUUUAACAUGCAAAUGUUCUUUUUUUGCCUUUGUCUUCACCUGCAGCAUUUGAUGAAAACGAGGAAGGAGAUCCACUUUUCAAAGAUUUAUUGAUUUUUUCCCCUUUGUACCACUUUGACUUUCUACCAUUUUGUCCAGUUUGAUGUCAGCAACCCAGCUUGAGCAUGUAAAAAUAAAACUAGAGGUUUUGUUUGAAAUGGACCGUUUACGGCCAAAAAAAACUAAACAAAAAAAAAAUCACAAAACAACCAUACCCAUGUAAAACGUCAACACCAGAAUCAAA
Poecilia reticulata (guppy) is the source of this 6879-nucleotide messenger RNA. It is a transcript of the gene st8sia1, whose product is annotated as ST8 alpha-N-acetyl-neuraminide alpha-2,8-sialyltransferase 1. Lineage: Eukaryota; Metazoa; Chordata; Actinopteri; Cyprinodontiformes; Poeciliidae. Gene Ontology annotation, biological process: oligosaccharide metabolic process; N-glycan processing. The record is from RefSeq and is a predicted model, not a curated record. Gene Ontology annotation, molecular function: alpha-N-acetylneuraminate alpha-2,8-sialyltransferase activity.